AACUUUCUAGAAGCGUCAUAUUCGGAAUUCUCUGCUCCUUGGUCUCUCUCUUCCAUCUGUUUUUUGUUCUGGAAUUCAGUCUAAGGGAGUUGGGUCGAGCCUUUUGCAGGGAAGCGUUGUCUUCAUUCACUGAGUCAGUUUUUGCUUCGGAGGAAAUGGGUUUCUGGACUUUGCUCGAAGCCUUUCUGCUCUUUGCAAACGCGAUGGCAAUACUGAACGAGGAUCGGUUCCUUGCUCGAAGAGGAUGGACCUUGGCUGGGAUUGCAGGAGGUGGGAGAAAUUCGAUUAAAGGGCAGAUCAUAGGGCUAAUACAUGCAUGCCAGUUCUUGAGACUACCCCUCAUGAUUUUGAAUAUCAUCACUAUUGUUGUGAAGCUCUUUAGUGGGUAAGGUUGAUGUAUAGGUUUCGUUACGGAUCUCAUAUCUAUCUAUACUCGUUGUAAAUUAAGUGGUGUCUGUUCAAUUUGUUGAUCAGAGGCUGCAACACAGAGUGAGUGAAGUCAUUGCCAACUAUAUUAGGUGAAAGCUCAUGACUUGUACUGAAUAGAGAAAUUUGUUUCAAAUA
Molecule: messenger RNA, 564 nt
Organism: Juglans microcarpa x Juglans regia
Lineage: Eukaryota; Viridiplantae; Streptophyta; Magnoliopsida; Fagales; Juglandaceae
Product: immediate early response 3-interacting protein 1-like
Exons: 2
Coding region: 156-389 (77 amino acids)
Biological process (GO): endoplasmic reticulum to Golgi vesicle-mediated transport
Cellular component (GO): endoplasmic reticulum membrane; Golgi membrane; COPII-coated ER to Golgi transport vesicle
Source: RefSeq, a predicted model, not a curated record